Messenger RNA from Eriocheir sinensis (Chinese mitten crab), 3857 nucleotides. Its product is annotated as serine protease filzig-like. The record is from RefSeq and is a predicted model, not a curated record. The transcript has 7 exons. The coding region runs from base 146 to 2830 and encodes 894 amino acids. Lineage: Eukaryota; Metazoa; Arthropoda; Malacostraca; Decapoda; Varunidae. Gene Ontology annotation, molecular function: serine-type endopeptidase activity. Gene Ontology annotation, biological process: proteolysis.
CCCGGCGUGAAGGAGAGAGCGAUCAUUGUGUUCUGGAACGGCACGAGAGGUGGAGGUGCGCUGCGUUGGCCUCCCCGGCACUCUUAUUUAUUUAUUUAAGUUAUUUCAAGACUCUGGUGCCAUAUAAGCUCAUCUGGAGGCGACGAUGAGGGUUAAAACCGUGUUGUGUCUGCUGGUGGCGGCGGCGGCGUGCGUGGCGGCCGAGGAUGAGUGGUCGUGGGGCGAUGCGAGCGAGGCGUCCCCAGUGAGCCAGGGCCAGGCCACCUUCAGCGUCUCCGUCAGUCCUGAGAGGGAGGAGGAGCAGGAGACGCCGAUAGCAGCCAGGGCCAUUGGUGUGGACGUCCUGCCGCUUGAGCCCCACCGCGAACUGACGGAGGAGGAGUUGGUGGCUCUAGCGGCCGAGGGAGGCGAUCGCGAGGGCCGCUUCCUGGGCAUCGGCGAGAAGCUUUGUACUUACGGCAUCGGGAUAAACUGUAACAAGAAGCAUCCUUCGCCAAUCAAGUCCCAUUACGGCCCGCCUCCAAGGCCCGUGUUGCCGCCCUCCGGAACCUACGGCGCCCCUCUGCCCAAGCCGCCCCUCCCCCCUACAGGCAGCUAUGGCCCCCCUCUCCCCUACCCCAACAGGAAGUUCGGCGCCCAUGCCCCCUCCAAAGGCAACUCCUUCUCCCCCUUCAAGGACUUCAUGACGGCCCUGGAGCCAUACCUUCCAGGGGGAGCCAAACCUAAGCCACAGAAAGGGAAUUCUUACCUCGCCCCCAACCCCGCCUACGCCCCCCUCCUCCCCUCCUACCAGCCCCCAGUACCCAAGCCAACAUAUGUGUCACCUCAGCCUUCCUACGUGGCCCCCAAGCCCGUGCCCUUCGCCCAAAAGGUUGACUACGUGCAUAAGCCUACGUACGUAAACCCCGUUCAUACCUACACCGUUACCAAGCACUCCUCCAAACCCACGGUAGUCGAGCACCACUCCCACACCCACACCCACAUCUACAAGGGCGACCAGGGCCCCGCCUACUACCAGGAGGACCCAUACUACACCCAGGGCUCCAAGCAGGUGUUCAAGCGGCAGCCCGACUCGGAUUCCGUCAAGUUCGAGGAGCCGGACAGCAUCCAGGACAUCAUCAACACGGACAGCCAGCGGCAGGCGACCCGAGUGCGUGUGACCAGUAGCGUUUCCUCCUCCACCUCCUCCUUCCCUCCACGCGGGCAAGCUCCCUCCCCUUCCUCCUCCUUCCCUCCACGCAGCCAAGCUCCCUCCUCCUCCUUCCCUACAAGCCACGUUUCCUCCCCCUCCUCUUCCUCUUUCCCUCCAAGCAGGCACGUUCCUCAGGUUCCGCCGCAUACCUUCAGACCAAGCAAGAUCGAGACCGGGUUCAAGCCCAUGAGAACAGUUCCCGAGACGUUCUUCCGCGAGCAGGCCGCCCCGACCUACCGCGAGGACUGCCAGUGCGUGCCGGUGUCCUUCUGCGACGCCCAUGACGUGGUGAUGCCCUUCACCAGCGACAUCAGGCAGUUCCUGGACGCCCGCACGAAGGGCUCAGACAUCCUCUCCAACGCUACUCAGGUUGCUGGUGACGAGGAGGAGGUGGUAACCGAAGCACCUCAAGAUAUUGUUGCACCCCAAGUGAUUGUUGCACACCAAGAGCUUGGCAGCCCCAUCAGGCGGGGUCGUGUCUUGGGUCUGUCAGCCGAUAGAGUCUACGUCAACGCCGACAAUGAGACCGUCGAAGUGGAGGAGACAGCGACUGAGGCUGUGACUGAAGUCGAAACUGAAGAGCCGGUGACUGAAGUGGCAGAAACCGAGAAUGAGGAGACCGCGACCGAGGAAGCUGUGACGGAGGCGACGGAAGCUGAAGAGGCGUCUCGUGUGAGGCGUGACGUACCGGCGGAGGGAGUGGAGGACGCGCCCGUGCCUAAUGACCGCCAGGGGCGCCAACUCACAGGCUUCACCCCACAAGACGGCAGCUGCGGCCUGGAGCACGUCUGUUGUCGCCGCCCCGUCUUCCGCCCCACCGCGCGCACCCACCAGUACUCCUGCGGCACACGCAACGCCAAGGGGCUCCUGGGCCGCGUCAAGAACCCCAACUCGCAGUUCACGGAGGGCGACACUGAGUUCGGCGAGUACCCGUGGCAGGCGGCUAUUCUCAAGAGGAAGGAAGGCGCCAUGAUGUACGUGUGCGGCGCUGCGCUCAUUGACGCUAAACAUGUGCUGACUGCUGCCCACUGUGUCGACAAACUCAACCCCGCCGACCUCAAGAUCCGCCUCGGGGAGUGGGACGUCUCCGCCAAGAGCGAGUUCUACAAGCACGUCGAGCUGCGCGUCACGGGGCUCUACACCCACCCGGACUUCUACCCCGGGAACCUCAACAACGACCUGGCGGUGCUGCGCCUCGAGGACUUCGUCGACUUUACCACCAACCCUCACAUCACCCCCGUCUGCCUGCCACCUGAGGGCUCGGAGUUCGGUCACCGCUGCCACGCUACGGGCUGGGGCAAGGACGCGUUCGGGGCAGAGGGACGCUUUAGCCAAGUCUUGAAGGAGGUCGAAGUGCCAGUUGUGGGUGCAGCGGAAUGCCAGGAGAGGUUGAGGCAGACAAGACUCGGCCCACAGUUUAAUCUUCACGAGGGAAACCUGUGUGCCGGAGGGGAAGCUGGUAAAGAUACGUGCAAGGGUGACGGCGGCGGCCCCCUCGUAUGCCCUGGCCCUGACGGCACCGUGCAACUGGCCGGUCUCGUGUCUUGGGGCAUCGGCUGCGGCCACCCCGGCGUCCCUGGCGUCUACGUGAGGGUGUCCCACUACCUCCCCUGGAUCCGCGCCAUCACUAACAGCUAAAGUGUUGACGCGUGAGUCUUGGGAAGGAAGAGAGAGCCACCGACUACGAAACACAGAUGAGAAACCACAAAGGGAGGUCGCAAAAGAGUACUGGGAAGAGAGAACCAAGAAAUACAGAUAAGAAGCCACUAAGAGGAGGACGUCUCAAAAGAGUACACGAGUCUUGGGAAGGAAGAGAGAAUUACCGACUACAAAACACAGAUAAGAAAAUACAAAGGGAGGUCGCAAAAGAGUACUGGGAAGAGAACCAGGAAAUAAAAAUAAGAAGCCACUAAGAGGAGGACGUCUCAAAAGAGUAGCGAGUCUUGGGAAGGAAGAGAGAACUAUCAGACCGCAAAAACAGAUAAGAAACAACUAAGGGAGGUCGCAAAAGAGUACUGGGAAGGGAGAGAACCAUCCACCACCAAAGACAGAUGAGAAACCAAUAAGGGAGGACGCUGCAAAAGAGUACUAGAAGGAUAAGCGAACCAUCGAACAGCAAACCAAGACAAGAAGAAAGCCGCAAAGAAGAGGUCGUCGCAAGGAUCAUCUCUCUAACCCUCAACUCAAAUGAACUGAACUGAUCCGUCUCUUCCUCUCCCGCCCGUUCAUCUUUCCCAGCAGUGCCGUGAGGACCCUGAACUCACCCUCUGGGCUCGCCAACUUGACUCACCCCCUGGACUCACCCUCAAAUGAACUGAACUGAUCCGUCUCUUCCUCUCCCGCCCGUUUAUCUUUCCCAGCAGUGCCGUGAGGACCCUGAACUCACCCUCUGGACUCGCCAACUGGACUCACCCCCUGGAAUCACCCUCCGUACUCACCCCCUGGACUCACCCCCUGGACUCACCCCUGGAUUCACCCUCCGGACUCACUAACACACACAUCCGCCGCACCAACGCUGGUCGCUGCGUCGCGGCGGUUCGCAUCUCCACGCCGACGGAGAUUUUCUUUGUAAGCAUCUUUUGUGCUGAUAUUUGUACUCUUACGUCAAGAGGUCCACUAGUAUUGUAUUGUAUUGUGUCCUAUUUAUAAUAAAGAUAAUAUUGUU